AUGCUGUGUCGCCGUUUCAGCGAAAUUCUGCAAACCCACUUCCUCACUCCUCACCUGCACUGCCUCUCGCCUUGCCGUUCCUCACUUCCUCCUGUCUCGCAUCGUUUCAUCAUCUCAUCACUACCUGCUGUGCUGUGCCACCAUCUGUCCCUGAUGCCCUCUCCCCUGCGCCUCUCCCCUGCGCCUCUCCCCUGCGCCUCUCACCUGCGCCUCUCCCCUGCGCCACUCACCUGCGCCUCUCACCUGCGCCUCUCACCUGCGCCUCUCACCUGCGCCUCUCACCUGCGACUCUCACCUGCGCCUCUCACAUGCGCCCCUCACCCGUGCAUCUCACCUGCGCCUGUAGCCCCUGCACAGGGCCAAGCACUAUCAAUCACCGCAACUCUGGCGUCAGCGAUGCACAGCCCCACCACGCCAGCGCCCACUAUAACCACAUCAGCCUCCACAUCCCCCGCCGCUGCCUCCGCGUUCCCCCGCCCCCACUCCUCCUCUCCGCCCCGCGCCCCUCCCCCCGGCACCGCGUUCUCCCACGGAAACGACGCCAACCCAGCCGCUUCCGCCGCAGAGCGGCACGCCAUGGGUCGGCGGACGGCGCGAGGCGGGGUGGCCGGCGAUGUGGCUGGGGGGAGCGCUGUGCGGAGGGCGGCAGGCGCUGUGGUGAGCGCAGCGGUUAGGCGCAGAGGAGGCCGCGGAGAGUGCGAUUUGAGAGGUGGGGAGUGCUCGGGCGACGAGCGGCGGCAGGGAAGGGGGGGCCGCGAAACGCGCAGAGGUAUCGCCAUGGCGGCGCGGGAGGAAAAGUCGCCACCCACACCCCAAAGCGUCACCCCGCCCGCGACUCUCCAUUCAUCGCUUGCACUCGCCCCCACGCUCUCCUCGCGCCCCGCAUUCUGCCAUUCGCCGCUCAGAUUACACGAACGCCCUAUCUUCACCACGCGCACAUCGCGCCAAUCCCCGGCCGUCCCUUCCGCCUCCGCCAUGCCUGCGCCACCCGCCCCGGUCCCCGAGCACCUCGUGCAGUUCGCGCACCGUCUGGCGGACGCCGCGCGUGAGGUCGUUCCGCCGUUCUUCCGCCAGCCGAUCGGCAUCGAGCUGAAGGCGGACGAGAGCCCGGUGACGGCGGCGGAUCGCGCGGUGGAGGCGGCGAUAACGGCGCUGAUCCGCGCGGAGUACCCCGCGCACGGAAUCCUGGGCGAGGAGCAGGGGCUGCAGGGACCCGUGCAGGCGGGAGACGCUGGGGAGGGCGCAGCGGAGGGAGUGGGCGAGGGCGAGUGGGGGAGCGAGUGCGAGUGGGUGUGGGUGGUCGAUCCGAUCGACGGCACGGCGAGCUUCAUCACGGGCAAGCCGCUCUUCGGCACGCUCGUCGCGCUGCUGCACCGCGGCCGCCCCGUGCUGGGCGUGCUCGAGCAGCCCGUGCUGCGCGAGCGAUGGGUCGGCGUCGCGGGCCGCCCCACCACCUUCAACGGCGUCCCGGUCGUCACGCGCCGCUGCGCCGACCUGCGCGAUGCGUACGUGUACACCACUUCGCCGGACCUCUUCCCCGGCGCCAGCGGCGAGGCGUUCCGCGCGGUGAAGAGCGGUGCGCGCAAGGCGAACUACGGGUGCGACUGCUACGCGUUCGGGCUGGUGGCGAGCGGGUUCGUGGACGUGGCGCUCGAGUUCGGCGUGAAGCCCUGGGACUACCUCGCGCUCGUCCCCAUUGUGGCGGGCGCGGGCGGGCGCAUGAGCGACUGGCGCGGGCGCGAGCUGCGGCUGGCGUCGCUGCGCGCGGAGGACUGGGUGGGCGACGUGGUGGCGACGGGCGACGCGCAGCUGCAUGCGACGGUGCUGGCGACGCUGGCUUGGGAGCAGCGCGGCAAGGGCGAGUGA
Messenger RNA from Closterium sp. Naga37s-1, 1866 nucleotides. The record is from the annotation of a GenBank genome assembly. NCBI's taxonomy places the organism in Eukaryota, Viridiplantae, Streptophyta, Zygnematophyceae, Desmidiales, Closteriaceae.